AUGGAGCACUCUUCGCCAUUAGCGGCCAUGCACCGCCCAGUGCCAGUUCCCUCUUGGGGAUCCAGAGAUAUGUUUCGUCCGCACGCCAAUGCUCACCUAUCGGCUAUGACCGGUGGUGGCGGUUCCUUCCGCCUUCGUGAACGUCUUCACAAGCCCAAUCCCGACUAUUUCAGCGUCAACGAUGUUCGUGGCUCUUCACCAGCCGCUAGCUUAGCAGCGGAUCUGUCUCAGAACUUCCGUCUCGAUUGUGGUGCUAGUCCCGUUUUCCCCACACCUCGAAGGGCCCUAUUCACCGCCACUAUCAUGGGAGAUGCAGAUGAGACGAGAAACUACGUGACAACCCCUCCUCUACCGUCUUCUUCUCCCGGUCAGCUCAACGAGACGAUGGAUAUCUCCCCGCUUCCUCACAAGGUCCCUUUCUUCUCACAGGUGGAUAUGGCCUCGCCUUCACCCGUCACAAGCUCGUCCGAAGAACGAGAGAACGACGAGAUGAUGCUCGAUUCUCCCGCACCCAUUACCCGGCACGGCCUUCUGGACGUGCCGAGACCACUGUCCGUCAUGGAGCGGAGAAAGGCGGCUCCGCGUCGGCCAUCGCUGACGCGAACAAAAGGUUAUUCCACAUGUGGCGCACCAGGCCGGGCCAAUACCCCCGUGUCGGACAACCAAAUGCCCGCUUUCCGCUUCGGGGGAUUCGGGGGGGAAAGUCGACUCAGCCACACCAGUUCUGCACUCAGUUUAAGUGAGUGCUUCGAGAGCAACUCUCCGCCGCCUGCCAGGCCCCAGUCGGCCAACAGCCCGUCUGCCACCGGACCAGGUGCGUUUCGAAGCCGCGUCCCGUCUUCUGGCAUGAGCGGCAUGGGCCCCCGCCAUGGGCUUCCUUCCAACCUCCACAGCCGCCGCCCCUCGAACCCCUUCAUGCGUCCUCGAAAGCAGUAUCGCCGCUCUCUCAGCAUGUUCGAGCAUCCUGCCGACAUCAUGAAGCCCAAAGCUGAGGAGACUGCCAUCUCGGCUGUACCCGAACUCCAAGCGGCCGCGGAGAUCCACGAAGUACACCAGCUGAUACUGCCUCACCGCAUUGCUGACGAUCCUUCCGACAACAUUCCGAGAAUCACCAAGGAGACGCUGGCGGAUGUUCUGGAUGGCAAGUAUAGCGAGCACUUUGACCACAAGAUGGUCAUUGACUGCCGGUUCGAGUACGAAUACGAGGGCGGCCAUAUUGACGGGGCAGUCAACUACAACAGCAAGGAGCUUUUGUCGUCGCAAUUGUUUCGCCAUCCCAUGGAGGGCCGCACGCUACUCGUUUUCCACUGCGAGUACUCGGUCCACCGCGCGCCCCUCAUGGCUCGUCAUGUGCGCUCCGAGGACCGAACGGUCAACGCCGAGCACUAUCCGAAACUCACCUACCCGGAGGUGUACAUCCUAGAAGGAGGUUACAGCGCUUUUUUUGCCCAGCACCGCCUCCGAUGCUACCCCCAGAGUUAUGUCGAGAUGGCCGACGAGAAGCAUCAGCGGACGUGUGAGAGGGAGCUCGGCCGGCUCAAGAACAACGGCCGCAAAGGUCUUGGUCGCGCCCAGACGUUUGCGUUUGGCCAACGGGGGCCAUGUGUGGAUCAAUCCCCUACAGCCAACAUUUCCCGACCCAGCCUCGUUGAUAUGCGUCAGGAACCGAUCGCCAUGGUGGGCAACUCUCCUAUCUUGGGCGAACGCACCCAUACGCGGCGAAUGGCUUCGUAUUGA
This is a messenger RNA of Sodiomyces alkalinus F11, 1737 nucleotides long. Its product is annotated as M-phase inducer phosphatase. The record is from RefSeq and is a predicted model, not a curated record. Gene Ontology annotation, cellular component: cytoplasm; nucleus. Gene Ontology annotation, biological process: protein dephosphorylation; positive regulation of G2/M transition of mitotic cell cycle; G2/M transition of mitotic cell cycle. Gene Ontology annotation, molecular function: protein tyrosine phosphatase activity. The coding region runs from base 1 to 1737 and encodes 578 amino acids. The transcript has 4 exons. Lineage: Eukaryota; Fungi; Ascomycota; Sordariomycetes; Glomerellales; Plectosphaerellaceae.